This is a messenger RNA of Sporothrix brasiliensis 5110, 1692 nucleotides long. RefSeq names its product MFS transporter, SP family, sugar:H+ symporter. The transcript has a single exon. Gene Ontology annotation, molecular function: carbohydrate:proton symporter activity. Gene Ontology annotation, cellular component: plasma membrane. Lineage: Eukaryota; Fungi; Ascomycota; Sordariomycetes; Ophiostomatales; Ophiostomataceae. The record is from RefSeq and is a predicted model, not a curated record. Gene Ontology annotation, biological process: carbohydrate transport; transmembrane transport. The coding region runs from base 1 to 1692 and encodes 563 amino acids.
AUGUUGUCCAAUUGGGUCUCCUUGACCGUCCCGUUUGACAACCACAACCCCAACUCGGAAAAAUGGGACCGCAACCAGCCGCCCUCCGACGCCCUCGACUACUCGCCCCUCCGGCGCAUCACCGGCCGCUCUCUCCUGCUGGCCCUCUUCGUGUCCAUGGGCGGUCUGCUCUUUGGCUACGACACCGGCCAGAUCUCUGGCUUCCUCGAGAUGCCCGACUACCUGCAGCGCUUCGGCCAGGUCGACGCCGCCGGCAAGCCCUACUUUAGCAACGUGCGCUCCGGCCUGAUUGUCGGCAUGCUGUCCAUCGGCACCCUCAUUGGUGCCCUGCUGGCCGCCCCCAUUGCCGACCGCGUCGGCCGCAAGUACAGCAUCUCCUUCUGGAGCCUCAUGACCAGCGUGGGCUUCAUCAUCCAGAUCUCCGCCAGCCAGUCGUGGAUCCAGGUCAUGAUGGGCCGCUGGGUCACGGGUCUGGGCGUCGGCGCCCUGUCGCUGCUCGUGCCCAUGUACCAGGCCGAGACCGCGCCGCCAUGGAUUCGCGGCGCCAUGGUCUGCACCUACCAGCUGUUCAUCACAUUUGGCAUCUUUUUGGCCGCCACCUUCAACUACGGCACCGUCUCCCACCUGGCCAACAGCACCGCCUCGUGGCGCAUCGUCAUCGGCAUCGGCUUCCUCUUUGCCCUGGUCCUCGGCCUCGGCAUCCUGCUCUUCCCCGAGACCCCCCGGUACGACUACUCCCGCGGCCACUACGACCGCGCCCGCGACACCCUGUGCAGCGUCUACGGCGCCCCGCCCAACCACUGGUCCAUCGUGACGCAGAUUGAGGAGAUUGAGACCAAGCUGCGCGCCGAGGAGGCCAUCAAGAACGGCAACGCCGUCCAGGAGUUUGUCAAGAUGUGGCGCGCCCCCCGCAUGGCCUACCGCAUCCUGCUGGGCGUCAGCCUGCAGAUGUUCCAGCAGCUGACGGGUGCCAACUACUUCUUCUACUACGGCACGACCAUUUUCCAGUCCGUCAACAUCGACUCCUACAUUACGCAGAUCAUCCUCAACACUAUCAACUUCCUCGUCACCUUUAUCGGCCUGUACCUCGUCGAGCACUUUGGCCGUCGCCGCUCGCUCAUUACCGGCAGCAUCUGGAUGUUCAUCUGCUUCCUCAUCUUUGCGUCCGUCGGCCACUUUGCGCUCAACCGCGACGCGCCCCAGCAGACGCGCCCGGCCGGCGUCGCCCUCAUCGUCUUUGCCUGCUUCUUCAUCCUGGGCUUCGCCACCACCUGGGGCCCCAUGAUCUGGACCCUCAUGGCCGAGCUCUUCCCCUCGCGCUACCGCGCCCAGGGCAUGGCCAUGUCGACCGCCUCCAACUGGCUCUGGAACUUCUUGCUCGCCUUCUUCACGCCCUUCAUCACCGGCGCCAUCGACUUCCGCUACGGCUACGUCUUUGCCGGCACCAACAUCAUCGGCGGCCUCAUUGUCUACUUCUUCGUCAUGGAGUCCCAGGGCCGCACCCUCGAGGAGAUUGACACCAUGUACCUGGAGCGCGUCAACCCCCGCAAGAGCGCCAAGUGGGUGGCGCCGCCGGCCAAGGAGAUUGCCAAGAUCCGCAAGGCCGCCGGUACCGACCUGGAGGCCGAGACCGAGCACGUCAACAGCGCCAGAGGCAACCCGAACGAGGGCGUCCUGGGAACCACUAAUUGA